Molecule: messenger RNA, 417 nt
Organism: Cylicocyclus nassatus
Lineage: Eukaryota; Metazoa; Nematoda; Chromadorea; Rhabditida; Strongylidae
Source: the annotation of a GenBank genome assembly
AUGUCCGAUUGUAAAAGCCUUACCCCCAUACUUUACUGCCCUCUUAUUACCUUUCUCGCGGCUCCCAUCCUUGCAGAGAAGAUGAAUCCAGUUCCAAGGCGUUGUGACUCUCCCAUCAAGUUUGCUGGAGAUUUUCCAAAAGAGUGGAUCAACUAUUUUGCUGACGAAAUUAUGAUUAUGUGUAACCAGUCGACCAAACCUGAAUACAAUUGCUACUUGCAAGCAGAGGCGGAUGAAUACUUGAAGAGAAUAGGAAAAGGUUUCGGUAUCCAGUAUAAUAUGAAAACUCUCGUAACCAAGAAAUGGUCGCCUCGGGAAGGACAGCAAAUAGCAAAGAAAGCUAUUAACCAUUGGGGCAAAGGGAUCUGCAAUGUAAGUUUUGGUGGUAUGGAAAAUAUGAAAAGUAGAGCUUUUUAG